AUGAAGAAAAGACCUGAGCAAGAAGCUUCCAGGCAAGCAUCAGUGAGGUCUACCGCUACUUUGGAUAGUCAAAAGACUGGAACCGGUAAUUCAUUGUUGUCAAAUAUUCGGAAAUUCUCCAAACCAAAUAAAAGUGAAGAUUUAAAUCAUAUUUCCACUUUAAACAUUUCAAAUCCUCAAUUACAAACUUCAUCAUCCAAUAUGGCUCGUCGUGGGAAUGAUAAAGUGUAUCAUACUGAUUCCCCUUACAAGAAGAGACAACCAAGUGAUAGUUCGGCUUAUUCUAUUCAUUCCCAAGCUUCUCUUCCCUUAAGCAAAGGAACAACCUUAAACAAUUCAUCCCAUUCUAUUUAUGAUUCACAACCUCCAUCACCAUCCCAUUCACGUCGUUCUUCCACUUGGACCACAGCGGCUUCCACUACAGAUGAUAUAAGAUCCAUUUCAACUCCAAAUAAGAAAUCCGCCCUGCAAAGAAUUCAUACAAAUCAAUCUGUUUUAUCAAAUUCUUCCAUGGCAACUAGUGGAACUAGUGCUAAUAAUAAUAAUAACGAUUUCAUAUUGGAGCAACCAAAAGAUAAUUGGGAAAUUGAUGAAAUGUUUAAUGAAUUAAUGGAAAAACGUGAUUUCAAAAGUUUACCAGAUGCUGCUAAACGACAAAUGAAGGAAUAUCCAAUUUCUAAAAAAUGGAUGCUUAUUUAUCAAGAUGCUUUAUCUGAAAAGAAAAAACAAGAACGUUCAAAGAAAGGUGGUGAAAAUCCUGCAACUCCAGAAUCUUAUGUUAGAUUACUGAUGUCUAAAUCAAUUUCGGUUAGACAAUUGGGGAAUCUUUGGGUUAGUUUACGUACUGAACCUGUUGAUUGGGUUAGAGAUUUUAUUGAUGCUCAAGGUCCAGUGGCAUUAGCUACUGUAUUACAACAAUUACACACUAGAUCAACAACUGAUUUAUUAAAUGAUGAAUUUUUAGAAAAAGAGAUUUCAAUCAUAAGGUGUUUAAGAACUAUAAUUAAUAAUCAAAGAGGUGCUGAUUAUGCAUUGGAUUCAAAAGUAAUAGUACCUGCAAUCACAGGUGCUCUUAUCUCAACAAGAUUAGCAACAAGAAGACUUGUAACUGAUAUGUUAAGUUUCUUGGCUCAUUUUAAAUCUCCAGAAGGUUAUGAACAAGUUUUAAAAGCUUUAAAUUCAAUACCACCUGAUAAUAUUCAUUUCCAAGCUAAAUCUCUGGAUAAAAGAAAUUCAAUAAUUUCUCAACCUGGUACAAGUCAAUCUGGAUUGAAAAGAUUUGAACAAUGGUUAAGAGUUGUGGAACAAACUUUAGAAGGAAGAGGUAAAAUGGGAUCCAUGGUUGGUGCUAGUGAAGAAUUAAAAUCUAGUGGUGCAACUGGUGAAUCUCAACUUGUUGAUUAUGCAUUAGCAACAAUGGUUUUAAUUAAUUCCAUAGCUGAAGGUGGUGUUGAUUUUAAAGUUAGAACUCAUAUUAGAGCACAAUUAAAAUCUGGUGGAUUACAAAAAAUUUUCAAAAAAUUUCAUAAAUUACAUAGUGAAUUGAUUGAUGAUAAAAUUAGAGAAUUUGAAGAUGCUGCAGCUGAAGAUUAUGAUUCUCUGCUGAAAGCUGAACGUAUUGGUGAAGAUGUUGAUUUAAAUGAUCCAGUAUCGUUAGUUAAAAAUAUUUGGAGUAAAAUUCAAAAUUCUGAAGCUGAAAGUUAUUUCAUGUCUGCUAUUCAACAUUUAUUUUUAAAUCAAACAGAUUCUUCGAAAACUGUGGGUAAUCCAGAUACUGUUAGAUCUUAUAGAUUAAUUGAUGGUUUAAUCUCUAAUAUCACUAUGGGUGCUACAUCUAAUGAUGAUACUGCUUUAAAUGUUGCCAUUCAUAGAUUAUAUGAUGGUCUUCAAACUGAUGAAGUUGCAAGAAGAGCUAUAUUAGAAAGUAGAGAAGCUACAAAGAGAGCUGAAGAAGCAAUAGCUGAAAGAGAUGAAUUAGCAAGACAGAUUUCAUUAGGUUCAGAUGGUAUGAUGGAACGUUUAACAAAUGAAGUUAAAGAACAAGAAAUUAUUCUUAUGAAACAAAGAAAAUUAAAUGAAACAAUUUCAUCUGAAUUAGAAGAAUUGAAAAGAAAACAUAUUUUAGAAAAACAUGAACAAGAACUUGAAAUGAGAGAAAUGUUAAUUCUUCUUAAUAAUGCAAAUGAAUCUAAUCAAGGUACUAAUUCUAAAUCACAAAUUGUUGAUAGAUUGAAAAAUCAAAUAUCUAGAAAGAAAAAUCAAUAUAAAAAUGAUAAUAAAAGAUAUGGUACCUCGGUUGAACCUAAUAGAAGACUGCGUGUCUUGAGAGAUCAAAUGGAAGAUAUUGAACAACAAGCUAGAGAAUUGGAAAUGACAAAUUUCACUGAAAGAAAGAGAAAUAAUGAUAGUAUUUCAAGUAUUUCACCUGUUAUUAUCCAACAAUCACCUCCAAAACCACUUCCAGUCCCACCAAAACAAUCAUUUAAACAAGAUGAUGCUUUUAAAUUAGAACAUUUGAGACAAAGAUUAGAUUUCUUACAAAAUCAAUCUAAUGAUAUCUUGAAAUUUGAUACUGAUGCUAAAAAUAAAGAAUUGAUGAAUAAACAAAAAUUAAUGGCUAUGGAAAGAUUAAAAGAAUUACAAUCAAGAUUCCAAAAUUUAAAUAUUGAUUUCUCUGUUAAAGAUUCAAUUGCUGGUGAAGGUUAUCGUUCAUUAGAUCCAAGAACUUCAAAAAACAAUAUUAGUAUUCAUGAUGAAUUAGAGGAAAUUGAAAAGUUAAGUGAAAGAUUGGAAAAUGAGUUACUUGUUCAAGAAAAUGUUCCAUCUAAAUCAUUUUUGGAUUCAUUAGAAGCUAAAUAUGCAAGAGGUAAAAAAGAACCAGAACAAAAACCAGAUUAUAGUUAUAGAGCUUCUGUUGCUGAUAAAGUUAGAAGUAGUAAAGGAUUUGAACCUGCAUUUUUACAAGAACUUACUUCAAGUGUUGGUAAGAAAGAAGCUAUUCCAGAUAAUAAUGAUAUUCAACCUCAAGAACUUGAAGUACCCUCACCUGUCAAAGCUUCAGCUGAACCUAUCAAACAAUCAAUUCCACCACCUCCACCUCCACCUGCUCCACCACUUCCACAAUCAAACAAUCCAUCAGCUCCACCUCCUCCUCCCCCUCCUCCAGCUCCACCAUUACCUGGUACUUCAAGUAUACCUGGUCCUCCUCCACCUCCUCCACCUCCAUUACCACCUGCAUUUGGUGGUUCAAUGCCUCCACCACCACCACCGCCAUUACCUUUUGGAAAUGGUGCCCCAGCUCCACCACCACCACCACCUUUUCCAAUGCCAAAAUCAGCUACACCAGCUCAAAGUCCAUUAUUACCACAAUCACCAAGCUUAUUUGAAAGAUACCCAAGACCAAAGAAGAAGCUUAAACAAUUACAUUGGGAAAAAGUGGAAGCUACAGAAAAUUCAUUUUGGGAAGGUACUGCUGCUGAAAAAGUUGCCUCUGAUCUUCUGAAUAAAGGUAUUUUCGAUGAACUUGAAAGUAUUUUCGCCAUGAAAGAGAUCAAAAAGAUGACUAGUAAGAAACAAGGCGAAGCUGAAAAACUUACAUUUUUGGCAAGGGAUGUUUCACAACAAUUUUCAAUUAAUCUACAUAUGUUUUCUUCAUUAAGUGAUGAACAAUUAGUUAACAAAGUUUUAAGAUGUGAUAAAUCAGUUCUUGAAUUACCUAAUGUUAUUGAAUUUUUGGGAAAACAAGAAUUAUGUGAAAUACCGAAUGGUUUAGCUAGAAAUCUGGAACCAUAUAGAACUAUUUGGGCUAAAGGUUUCGAAAAAUCACCAGAAAAAGACCCUAAUGAAUUACAUAGAUCUGAUAGAAUCUAUUUGGAAUUGUUUUAUAAUUUGAAUGAUUAUUGGCCAUCAAGAAUGAGAGCUAUCAGGGUUAUCACUACAUAUGAAAAAGAAUAUUCUGAUAUUGUUCACAAAUUAAGAUUAAUUGAUGAUGCUACAGAAAAUAUUCAAAACUCUGAAAAUUUGAGAAGAGUGUUUGAUAUAAUUUUAGCUGUUGGUAACUUCAUGAAUGAUACUGCUAAACAAGCACAAGGUUUCAAAUUAAGUACAUUACAAAGAUUAACUUUCAUGAAGGAUGAUAAGAAUAGUAUAACUUUCUUACACUAUGUUGAAAAAGUGGUUAGAAAAGCAUAUCCGGAAGUUGAAAGUUUCUUGGAAGAAUUAAGUAAAUGUUAUGAUGUUGCCAAAUUAGCCAUUGAAAAUUUAGCAACAGAUUCAAAAGAUUUCUCCCAAGGUAUUAAGAAUGUUGAAGCAUCAAUUGAUAUUGGUAAUUUAAGUGAUUCAUCUAAAUUUCAUCCAAGAGAUAAAGUGUUGACUAAAGUCUUACCUGUGUUACCAGAAGCUAGACGUAAAGGUGAUUUAUUACAAGAACAAACUAAAAUGACAAUCACUGAAUUUGAUAAAUUGAUGAGAUAUUUUGGUGAAGAUCCAACUGAUACAUUUGCUAAAAAUUCAUUCUUCAGAAAAUUUGUUGACUUUAUGAAUGAUUAUAAGAAAGCACGUAAGGAUAAUUUGCAAAGGGAAGAAGAAGAAAGAGCAUAUGAAGUUAGAAAGAAGAUGAUGGAAACAAGCAAAAGUAGAGAUUCUGCAUCAGAUUCAAAAGAUGAAGAAGGUGAUAAUGUCAUGGAUGCUUUAUUAGAAAAAUUGAAAGCUGCAGGUCCUUCUAAAGGUCAACCAUCAUCAGCUAGAAAAAGAGCUUUGGCUCGUAGAAAUAUGUUACAAUAUAAAAAGGCAAAUCCAGAUGACAGUGAUGAAGAAGAUGAAGAUGAAUUAGAUGCCAAUGAUGUAUCACCAUCUAAAUCUGGUCGUAAUGGUUCCCCUCAAAGAAAUAGUUCAACAAGUACACAAGCUGAAUCAUCAACACCACCAACUGAAGCAACUGAAAAUGGUGAAGAUGACGUUGGAUUAAGAGCAAGAAACUUGUUACAAGAGUUAAGAGGUGGUGCAAGUGCUAAUAGUGGCUCAAGUACUAAUGAAAGUGGUUCCUCCCGUGUUCAGCAACUAAGAGAACAACAACGGUUAAGAAGAAAACAAAGUAAUGGUGAAACCUUAUCAACAAUUGAGAACCAAGAACCUGAUCUGAAUUCCUCCGAACCGAUAGAGAAAGAAAGUAAUGAAGAAGAAAAAGAAGAUGUAAAGAACGAUGAACAAAAAUAA
Molecule: messenger RNA, 5214 nt
Organism: Hansenula ciferrii
Lineage: Eukaryota; Fungi; Ascomycota; Saccharomycetes; Phaffomycetales; Wickerhamomycetaceae
Gene: BNI1
Product: formin BNI1
Exons: 1
Coding region: 1-5214 (1737 amino acids)
Biological process (GO): actin filament bundle assembly; barbed-end actin filament capping; mitotic actomyosin contractile ring assembly
Cellular component (GO): mating projection tip; cell division site; cellular bud neck
Molecular function (GO): small GTPase binding; actin binding
Source: RefSeq, a predicted model, not a curated record